AUGUCGCGCCAUUCAAAGAACAACACGGCCCGUGGCCACUUUACCUAUGCAGAGAUGCAGAUGCUCGACUAUGGCACCAAGAAGCAACGCCUGGGACGAGACUCGAUGCGCGACUACGACGCCUGCUUCCUCUGCCUCCAAACAGCCCGCGACCCGGUCUGCUGCCCUGAAGGCCAUAUUGCCUGCAAAGAAUGCAUCUACGAGAACAUCCUCUCCCAGAAGCAAGAGAUCCAACGUCAGGCCAAACAGGUUGAAAUCCAGACUUUGCAGGAGGCGAGCGAACAGGAGAACAGGGAAUUGUUGGCGCAUCAAAUUAUUCUGGAUGAGUUUGAAAAGUCGCAGAUGGGUGUGUUGUCGAAGGCUGCGUCUGUCCGGACGAAGGGUGUAGCGGGAUCUGCGGGAGCAUCUUCACCUGGAUCGCCUGCCACACCUGGAGAGUCAAAUGGCAAGAAGAAUGACAAGAAGAGAACGUUCGAGCUGGAUACUGAGGAGCUGGAGAGGAUAUCAAAGCAAGAGCGGAUCGACGUCGCAAAAGUCAUCGAGGACGAGGCAAAGUCCAAGAGACCUGUUCUCCCAAGUUUCUGGGUGCCUUCGUUGACACCAUCCAACAAAAAGACCGAGUACAAGGCAACAAAACUUCACACCAUGUGCACCGCCUCCGAGAACGAGCACAAACUCAGCCUAAAGAACUUGAUCUCAGUGAAAUUUGAAAUGGCAUUCGAAGACCACGACGACUCUGAGACCACCGAGCCCAAAAAAUCCGCAAUCUGCCCAAUCUGCCGCAAAGGCUUCACCAACACUACAAAGCUCUCCAUCCUCAAAUCCUGCGGCCACGUCUUCUGUGACAGCUGCUGUGGCAAGUUUGUGAAAAAGGAAGGCAAGUGCCAGACGUGUGGGGUCAAGACGAAGGAAAAGGAGAUUGUGUCGAUGACGGGUGAGGGGUCGGGAUUCUCGGGUGGAGGCGCCAAAGAGGCCAAGAAGUUUGAUGUCGCCUUCCAAUAG
This is a messenger RNA of Linnemannia hyalina, 1002 nucleotides long. The record is from the annotation of a GenBank genome assembly. Lineage: Eukaryota; Fungi; Mortierellomycota; Mortierellomycetes; Mortierellales; Mortierellaceae.